Limanda limanda (common dab) is the source of this 960-nucleotide messenger RNA. RefSeq lists its product as uncharacterized. Lineage: Eukaryota; Metazoa; Chordata; Actinopteri; Pleuronectiformes; Pleuronectidae. Gene Ontology annotation, biological process: meiotic cell cycle. The coding region runs from base 1 to 960 and encodes 319 amino acids. The record is from RefSeq and is a predicted model, not a curated record. The transcript is spliced from 3 exons.
AUGGCUGGUGAUAAUGACAGCUUUUAUUGUAGAGACUUUCUGAACGAGCCGAAGUGCGAGCCGACAUAUGGCAUGCUCCAUGAAGACAGCCUGUUUGAACAACUGAAGAUCACCAAUCCUGCAGUGUCACCACAAUGUACUCCGGCAAUGCUGACCCCAAAACAGCCAGUGGGAGAAUUCAGCAUGGUGCAGAGGGAGAGAAAUGGGGGAAUUCGGAAACAAAUAGUCAAACGUGACGUCUUUCAGAAUUUCCUGCAAGAGCACAUCAAGCAACCAGAGCCCCUCUCUCCAGCUGUCAACCUCCCAAACCAAUACCAAAACAAGGUGACCCCUUAUAGAGGCAACAUUGGAAGCAUGAACCAGUAUCCAAAGCAUCACAUCCCGCAGAGCCCUAUUCGGGAAAAAUUCAAACCACAGAUGCAGAGAGAAAAGAAGAUGGCACACAUGCCUGGCAUUCUGGGAGAAGGCUUCUCUACAAGACCCCUAAGCAACACAUACACAAGAGACGGAGAUAAGAAACAGGUUUUCCCUCAGAAACCAUGGUUUGAGCAUCAGGGAGGCAGUCAGUCUCAAAGAUUUAAUAGAGAGAACAGCAUGUUCAGAGCAGGGAAUUCAGAGCAGUACAUACCUCCAAUGUCUCCUGAAAGUGACCUCAGAGGGCACCCCAGCAUUCCCUCAAACAUCAGCCUCAGAUCCACGCUGUCCAACGGAAGUGCUGUUCCAGGCGAGGACACCAGGGACAUGAUGACCCGCAGUGCAGAGAGCACUUAUCAUGGCCGAUCCUCUGCUGCGACAACUCCAAUGGCGAUGAAUCAAGAAGGACCAGCCAUCCAGCUUCUUGUCCACCACGAUGAGUGCAACGAGCAGUGGAAGAGUUUAAGCAUGGAGAGAAAGAUGAUAGAGACCAUCCUCACCAAGAUGUUUGUGGGGAAAUGGACUGCAGCACUGAUCAACAGUUGA